This is a messenger RNA of Porites lobata, 38106 nucleotides long. Lineage: Eukaryota; Metazoa; Cnidaria; Anthozoa; Scleractinia; Poritidae. The record is from the annotation of a GenBank genome assembly.
AUGUUAGCUCCAAAAGCGGCAAAAUCCGACAAAGGGCAAAUAGACAGUGAUCGGGCUCCAAACGGGUCGAGCUCAGAUUUCUCUGAAGAUGAUACUCCUCUCGCCGUACGAUUGAACACGCAAGGAACUAGCAGGCCAAAUGACACAGGAAAGCCACGUAUAAGGCCUUUUUUAUCCAAGAAAGGGGCAAGCUUUGUUAUUCCCCGGAAAAAGAAACAGACAAACGGUAAUGCCUACUGAGAUUUGUUGCUGAUUUGUUACGUUGAUCAUUUCCAAACUCGUCUGAUUUUUCACGUUUAACCAGUGCAAAUAAGCUCAUACCAUUUUAUACUUUUCUUUGCAAAUCAGAACUUCUCCAGGUUUCAGAUUUUAACUCGAGAGAUGGAAAAGAGAUGCUUCGAAAUGUGGAGCAGUCGUACAGAGAUCCAGCUUUGGGAGCGACGUUCAAGUUUGAAAAACUUGAGCUCGUACAUAACGAUAAAUUGUCCGCAGAGGUAAAAAUAAAUAUUGUUUGAACCAAUUUUUACUUUCUGUAAACAAAACAGCAUUAUUUGAUCUUUAUGUAUCACUUACGUCUGUUAUUACGUGUUCUAUCCCUACAGUAUCAAGAAAAGAAGCAAUCAAUGAGAAAUGAAUGGCGAAAUGCACGAGAACUUGAAGACAAAUUUGCGUUCCUGUACACGCUUGAACGCAACGAGGUUUGUUACGUUCUUUAGGUUACUUUACCGACGACACCUUUGUAGUUCUGCAAACAUCAACUGCACUUAUAACUUAGCCAAUUCAUUCAUUUUCAGUUGGAUUUGGCAGGUUACUUCUACGUUAUUUUUAUUUUGCUAGUGGGCACAUUAAAAUGUUGAUGAUUUCCAGGUAGUUUUAAAGCGCUUACGAACAAAAAUUAUUUUAAUUUUGUCAGCAGUAGACGCGUUAUUUCGUGAUUUUCGGCAUAUUUAUUCCGCUUGAUAUCUAAGAAUGAUAAGCUUAGAUUGAAAGAUGACCAGUUUUAGAAAAGAAUACUUUUCAUGGGAUGAGUUGAGGUUGAAGAAGGCACCACAGCCUACACGUUAUUAAAAUAUCGUAUGUUUGUGUCUUCGGUUUCCAGAGAAAUUCCUUGUUUCCUUUCCUGUUUUUCUGCACUUUUUAAGGAAUGAAUUUAAUUACUGCUCAGUUUAAGCAUAAUGUUAUUUUUUAAGAACUUAACCAAAGGCGCUGUCAAGUAAAGCCAUUAUCUGGAAAACCAUCUGUUUAUCUUAGGGUGGCAUGAUAUUUUUUUAACAGGAUACUGCUUUGCACGGAGUUUGUUUGCAAGCGUUUUGGAUAAAACCGAAAUUUUAUCUUGAAGUAAUAAACAAUGCUCAAAUUACAGGAUCAGUAAAAAUAUUGAAGAAAGUGAAUUUAUCUGGAAACCAUCUGCCAUGCUGUUGUCCAUAUCACAGCAGGUGGCUGUGUAUUAUUUUUGUAGAUUAUUUAGUGUAGCAUUUGCAAUAUUUUAAUUCUGAAAAUGUUUGUAUGUAAGUAGUUUGUAUUUUAUAUAGAACUGAAAAUAGUAGUUGUAUGAACUGUAAGGUAAAUGUGAUCAUACAACUGUUGUCAGUUAGUUUCUGGAAAUUAAGCUUACAUGUAUAUCAGGUGCCUCAUUUAUAUGCUGUCUUUUUUUGUUUGCCAUUAUACAGUGAAACCUGUAUUAAGCGGACACCCUCGGGGAAUGCUGUAGUGUCCGCUUAAUACAGGACGUCUGUCUAAUACAGGUUUUAUUAGAAAAUGUCAUAUGAGGUGUCAAAUACCAUUCAAAUGAACAGUGGAAACGUUUAGAAUACUCCCAGAGACUAUGACGAUAUACGUUUGCAGUAAUUUCUUUAUUUAAGUGGACCAGUUGAUCAAAGUACCAUAAACAUAGAUUGCAACUUGAACUUGAAGACAUCAGAUGAGUGAAACAAGCUCUAUACAAACAAAACGAAAUAGAAAACACAACUGUCCUGUGAAACUAAUCAAAUAAGUUAGUCAAGUCACGUUUUUAAGGUAAAAAAAUGAAAAUUUGUGGGUGGCAGUCUUUUGCAUUUUCGGUGUCUGGCAUGUUGGGUGGUGGAAAUUAAUUACAAGUGUCCGUUUAAUACAGGUUGGAAACAAUAGAAAUGACCAUUUCAGGAAUUUUUUAGGUGUCUGCGUCCGCUUAAUAGAGGUGUCCACUUAAUAAAGGGAAAUAGAUUUGGGAACUUCGGCUACUGUCCGCUUAAUAGAGGGUGUCCGCUUAAUACGGUGUCCGCUUGAUACAGGUUUCACUGUAUUGAGCAGCUAUCCCCAUGCAUAUGGACUGUCUUUCCAUUUCAUUGGAAAGUUGUUGAUUAUGCAGAUUGUGCUGCCAAAUCAUAUCAAUUGUGGACAAAUUUCCUCUAUACUUGAGUCUUAGGUGGUUUUUACAUGAGAAAACUUGUACCGGCGCGAGUUUCACACCAGGAUGACUUUUUCGUUUCAUAUCACGUUUACGUAAUGACUGGGUGGUCAUUUCAUAUCUUGAUAUUUUAAGGAACACUUCACGUUGAUCAAAUACAUACGCGAUUCAAAAUCGCAAACAUUGUGUAUGGACUGCCUGUUCCAGUCUAUCAGCAGACUGAUUUCACACCGAAAUGUAUGGUCAGUUUGUGUUUACAUGAUACCAUUGCGAGAUUUUGUACCAGAGUGAAAUUCUCACCCCGAUACAACAACUCACACAAGGGUGACUCGCCCUGGCAUGACAUUUUGUGGUGGUAUCAUGUAACAAAUGUAGAACCAUGAGAGGUUGCAUUUUUUUGUAUGAACCCUGAGGGAGGUGAGCGAAGGUAGUGAAAAGUUUUAAAAAAUUUAAUCACUGCAUUGGUGCAUUUUAUCAUUUUACUGUUAUGAGUGACUGAAUUGGUAGAAGUAAGGGUGAAGGUGGAAACUGCACUUUUGCAUGGAUAGAAUUUAGCCUAUUUCUUCACACCACAGUAGUGACAGUUUUCAUCUUCAACAGGCUAAGAGAAUCUGCGAGUUGGGACUGGAAGUUGGUUCGUCAUCUUUAUCUUGUCUGGGUGACCCUUCAAUGGGUAAGCAACUAAGUACAAACACAUUUAUUUGUAUGUUGUGGUGACUAUUCUAACAAUGACGUAACUAAAUUUAAACCUGAAAUCUUUAGUGUCUAAGAGGGUACUCCUUUCAUGUUUGAUAAUAAUAAUCUUAUUAAACUCUUUCUAGUUUGAAUUUUCCCAUGAACAAUUAAACAAUUUUGCUACUUAUUCCUCUUGUCGAAAACAGGUUUUAGGAUCUGUUUUUGUAAAUAUCAAGGCUUUUAUCAAGAACUGGGGGCCAAAAAUGUUUACCUGGGCCCAGUUCGUCAAAAGAUAGUUAAGCAUAACUCAGGAUUAAGCCAAAUAUUAAGCAAGGAUUUCUCAUCUAAGAACAUGUAACUCAAGUGUACAAAGUGCAGGAGAGCCUUUACUCCAAGGUACAGCAAUGAUAACACAAAAUGUUACUCUAAGCAAUGCAUAGGAAGGUAAAUACACAAAUGGAACAAAAUUUAAUCCUGGAUUAGCCCUAAUCAGCCUUUCAAGAACCAGGCCCUGGCUUUCAAUUUUAUUGAUAAAAAAACAGUGGGUCAACAACAAAACAGUGAAUAACAAACACUGGGCUAUAACCCUAAAACGUCUUCAGGAGAACUUUGUUGCCUUUGAGCACACAGUUCUGCUGGUUAGAGCCAUCACAGCUUAGUCACCACUGUUUAUCCUUUUUGCCAGGUGUUUACCUUUGCCGUCAUGCUGAUGUAAUUUCCAGGAAACCUCUACCUCUUGCUGCCCUGGGAUACUUGAUUAUUUUCAAAGUCAUUAAGGUUUGUGUUACAACCACUUCAUGGCCAUAUUAACAUGUUUAAGUGAAAUUCCUUACCAAGUUCAGUUCUUUUGAGCUUUCACUAGACUUCUGUUGUUUAUUAAUAAUUAAUUAAUUUUUUAUGCCAUCAUUCAUUCACUUAGUGAUAAAUUUAAAUUUAUGUGUGCAAAUUCUCACAUUCAUGGCUGUAUACACAUCCACAAUGUUACUGAAAUGUUACAUCACUAUUCUUAAACUACUCAGCCCUCGUAUCAUUGUCUUGCCACAACAAAUUCAUGCAAAUCAUUAUGGUAAAGACAAUGUUUGAACAUUUCCUAAUACACAUAUGCUUUGCAGCAGAACUGCUCUUCAAGGUUUUUAAAUGUAAUUUUAUUGCACCUUUUGUUUGCAGGGCAAGGUGAAACCUGUCACGGAAAGAACAGCUGGUACAGACUUGCUUGAACCAACACCAAACUUUGAUUGUCAUAUAUCAAGAUCCAUUCAAAACCUUCCUGCCAACACUCCACUUAGCCAACUGUUUGAUUAUUCCCAGGUACUUCUGUCUUCUCUCAGCUUCUUACCUGUCUUUGUAACAGGCUGUAAUCCUGGUUCUCAUAUGCCCCUGUUGUACCUGCGACAUAGUCGUGAAUACUGCCUGCAUUACUGCUGGGACAUAUGGGAAAAUGCACUGCCAUUUAACAAGAAACAUUGCAUGUCUUUACCUCUGGAAUGCCCGUGAAGUUGAAAUCAAGUCAGCUUUGCAAGUAUGUCAGCAGCAAAGACUGGGAUGGCCUCUGUUAACGGCAACUUCUGUUUUCAUCUGGGAACAGUAUCCAAGGUAGUACCGGAGGCUACAUCUCAGGGUGCUCGGUGGCAUAUGAGAACCAGGCUUAAGAGCUAAUAUGAGUGGUGGCUGAAAGGGUGAAGGAGGCCUUCAUGUGUUCGAUGAGAAAAGGAGUUCUUGUUGUACCCCUACAGGGUUAUUUUUCAAAGUGGUCUAUGUCAAGGCACCUGGACAAGGUUUCAAGAGUAACUGGGUUGCCUAAAAUAGGCAGCUAUCAGUACAAUUCUUUGAGAAUAACAAACUUAAGAAAAAGCAGUCAGAACAAAAAUUAAUGAUUUACAGGUAAUAAAUAUUAUAUUCUGAGACCUGUUACCUGAGAUCAGGUAAGAGUUAGGAAAGAACACAGAGUAGUUGUACUGAUACUGCCGAUCAGGAUGUACUCCCUAUAUACAUGGACAUUACAGAAAUGAAACACUUUUAGUUGACUUAAACUAACACACUGCUCUCUUAUUUAUUUUCAGUAUUAUUUCUAUGAGUUUGCUGAAGAGGGUGAUGAUUUGCAUGUUAAGCGACCGAGGCAGUGUCUGCCUUAUGCUGUUAUAACUUUCAGUCUUGGAGAUUUCUCUACAGCUUUUCAGGAAUUAUCAAUUACACAGGUGAGUUCAUUUGGUCACAGGUGAGUUCAUUUGGUGAAAUUUGGUGGUAAUGACAAGUGUCAAAUCUGUCAGCCCCAAUAUUGGUACAAAUUAUUCUGAGUUUCUAAUUUUUCAUUUGAACUACUUAGGUGUAAUCUCUUGAAAUGGAUUAAAAGGCCAAUGGCAGGGCCCAGUUGCAUCAAAGCUCAGUUAAAUUUAAGUUUCUCUUUAAUCAGCAGAACAUUUUCAACAACUUGCUGGACAGAAAGAAUUAAAACGGAAACUUUUUGUGUCUGCACUAACCCUGGGUUUUUGCUUUACAUUUAAUUUCUUUGCAAUCCCUGCUUUACCGGGUUAUGAAACUCUAUAAUGUGACUUUUAAUGGAGGAUGUGCAAAGACUUUCACUUUUCCCUUUGAAACUUAGAUGUGGUGUCUUUGCUUCCCAUGUUGUUACAGUUGCAUUAACUCCCUGAUGUUGAUUGUUGUUGUCUCUGCAAAGCCUCUUAGUAGGAGACAAUAAUUGAAGAGCCUGGCGGUUAAAAGGCAGAAUUUGCUAUUUUGCUGUGAACUCCAAAUGGACUUAACUGUGGUGCAAACCUCUGUUUAUCAUGUACUUAGUUUAAAGAAAAAUUUUAAAUAUCAAAAACUAGCAUGCUACUGUGGUGUUAAUGGACUUAAAUGAACAAACAUUGUUUAAAAGUUUCUUUUUAAAGAAAAGUUUUGAAAAAUGGGAUGAAAACAAGUCCUACCAUUAUCUUGCUUCCAAAUAAAGCAAAGCAUUUAAAAAGUUUUUUUUUGUUUGUUUUCUUUUUAAAGGGGGAUCAAAACAAGUCCCACCAUCAAGAGAAAAAAAAGUCUCUAGGGUUGCUGUUUGAUUCUUGGCCUCCUUGUUAUAUUUACUCAGCAAUUUGAAAUCUUGACAGCCCUGUGUGUCUGUUGUUAAUGCUUGCUACUAGAUUUACUUUUAAAUUGCAUAGAAAAACUUCCAAACUGAGCAAUGCCAGUGCGUGAUUGUAUAUUAUCUUUUAAAGGAUGAAAUGCCAAGCAAAGAAAACAGCGGGCUUUUAGGCACAAUCCCACCUUUAAUGAGACCAAGCACAAGUAAGUUUUAAUUUUUGACUCUUGGGAAUUUUGCAGCAUCACCAUAAUUUCCCAGUGUUUGUUGCUGGAUGCAUAUUAGUGACCUUUAGUUUUUAAGACAAGGAUGGCUAUGAGGACAAGAUUUUCUCAAUACUAGGAAUUGUACAUGUGUGGACCAACUUCAUUUUGACAGAAAAUGUAGUAGCUGUUGUUAUUUCUAGCAAGAAUGUCGUGGUGGCGGAACAAGUCAUCACAUUGUUAGAAGUUUUAUCAUUUUGUGACUUAGAGAGGGCUUAACCUCCUUCAAUAAAAAUAACUGUGCUUACGUGUUGAGUUGAAAAAAGUACGACAAAGCUGUUAUGGGUGUCUAGUUUUUGAGGAUGUGCAAAAUACCUUUAGUUGAAUCUUGUCAUAAUGGCCCAACUGUUGCAUUGGAAUUUGAGGGUACAUGACACAUCUCAAGGCUUUAAACCCAAAGAAAGGAGUUAUUAAGAAAAUGGAGCGUAAAUGGUAUUUCAUGCAGAUGUUUAUCUCACUUGGCUGUAGAAAGACCAUAAAAACAACUAAUAAGCACUACAUCUUGGCACUUGACUGUCAAACGCACGUCACCAAACUUGUUGUGUUGGUGGAUUGUUGACACUUGUGUAAGGAGUUGUUUGAGACAUUCCCUUGUUCUGCAUUAUCAGUUUGUGUUAGUGUGUAACUGAUAUUAUCUCUCACCAUUACCAGGAAUUGUUGAUAACAGACAGGGAAGAACCAGCCAUGUUCUGUGGACUGGAAAGAUUUCCAACAAGGAUAGGAUCUUGGCCAACGCUCAGCUUGUCUGCCACUCUUUGCAGAAAACCAAACUCCCUUUUGACAUGUAAGUUCAUACUUAACAUGAACAUCAUCUUUCUCCUCUUAGAUAUGUGGCAUUGUGUUUGUCAUUUACAGAAGCAUUUUGACAAAAUUUUUUUUCCAUUACAAGUCUCUCCCGCCCACUCCUGGUCAAAUAUUAUUGUAAGUCAUUCUAACAAACACAUUUUCAUUUCAUUUUUAUUGGUCAUUCAGGAUUUACAAUUUUGUUUUCUCACUACCCACAAACAGCAAAGCCAGUCUAGGUGGGCAGCAUCAAUGUUACUCGUCAAAAUUAAAUUGAGGUUAAGAUUUUUUAACCUAGGUUGAUUCUAAAUUCUAUUUUUCUCCUAGCCCUAAUUCACGAAUAAGUAGGGCAAGGAGACAAAGGAAAUGGAGAUUCAACCUAGGUCAAAACAUUUUUACACGAUUUAAAGUUUGACCUGUUACAUCAAAACAAAAAAAAUCCGGUAAGUGACAACUGAAUGUCUCCCUGUAAGCAGUAAGUUACAGCAACUAAAACACAGUCACAGUGAAAGAUGUUAUCAAGCAGUUUUCACUAGAGAGAGGGAAAGCCUUGGUACAUAAGUAAUUCCUCUUAAUUUCCACUUUCACUUUUUUGGUUUGUAUUUUAGUGGUGAAAAGAUUGUGAUGAGAGAGAAAAUCUCCUUUGAUCAGCUGAGGCCGUUCUUAACCUUCCCACUUUUUCGUGCUGGUCCUCCAGUAGAAACAAAAAUAUGUAAAGGUGAGUUAAUAGUAUGAUCAUUAAUUGUGGAGUAUUUUGGUUUUUAUGAGCAUCUGUUUUGCUCUACUUGUAAUACAUGUAAGUUAUGUUGAUCAUAAUAAUAUGUAGUGUAGUUCUUGGUUAUGGGGUUAUGCAUGGGAAAAGAGGGGGAUUUUUUGCAAGAGGGGUGAAGGGGGUUGAACAUUUAGACCCAAGGCCCAAGGAACUUCCAAGGUCCACCCACAUCAUCCCUUUGUUUUUGAGCCACCAAUGCACAUCAGAGAAUCGUAGACAAUCCUCGAAAUUUUAAGGUUAAUAUUUUGAGUCUGAUCCCAAGAGGCAGGUGAAAUUGCAUGCUUUCAGUUAGUUCUAAAACUAUUAUUUAAAAUUAUUGCUUUAAAAUCAAUUAAUAUUUUGUAGCAUCCAUGGCUGGUGAUAAAAGUUUCUUUCUGCACUGUGAUCUACUCCCAGUGGAAGACGAUCAUGGAAAGAUUAAAAAACUUGUCAAGUUUUUCCAAGAAAAAAAUUGGGUAAGUUAAUAAAUAAUUUAACUACGAAAGUAAACGUGAAAAAAGAACAAGGUUUGAACCCUCCGAUGGUCAUUUUCACGUUUAGCAAAACAAGGUAAAAAAAAGCGUGUGUUUAUAUACUCUUGUGAAUGGACUUAUGAGGUACUGAAUUAAAAGCUGUAAAAUAUUCAUAUAAUCCGUAGAAGCAAAGAUAACACAAUGAACAAUAAAAGUGAUGCUAAAAAUGAUAAAAGAUAUUUAAAAGUGAAAUAAUCAAACAAACAAAGCGAAAUUAUCAAACAAAUAACUUCACACGGAUUGAGUUGCAUUGUUUCACUCAAAAUAUAAGCACAUGCUAAUUAUUUACUAAUUAACCUGAACUUGAAAAAGACCGCUGGAUGGUCGAAACAUCAUUCUUUUUUAGCAUUAGCUUUUAUUGUUACAUCCUUUUAGAAAAAUAUGUUGAAAGUUAAUAAUUAACUAACACAGCGUUUGCUACCUUUCAAUUGGAACUGGUCUUUUCUUAUGUUGUUAUGUUAUACAGUCAAAGCUCUUGUAAGUGACCACCUUGGAAAUUUGAAAAAGUGGUCAUAACUAGAGCUGGUGGCUUAUGAGAAUUACCUCUCGUAAAUGACCGCAAAGCGAAACAAUAGAGGGUGGUCGCUCACGAGAGCUUCAAAAACUCAUUAGUAAUUUAUAAAGAAAAAACAAAAAAAUUAAUGUUUAAUGAGUGUCUUUAAAUCUGAUAUUAGACACAGCUAAACGUUGGGUCCACUAUUUUAGACCAAAAUAACCUCAAGGUCUUUAUCAACGAACCAUUAGUGCAGUGUGCAGUUUCAUUUAAGUGUUGUUUUUUUUAAAAAAAAGAUCUUGAGUGGUGGCUUACAAGAGCUUAAAAACAAAGGAAAAGUCCAGUUGGGAAAUCCCAAAAGUGCUCAUGGUCUUGGUCACUUAUGAGAGCUUUUUGUGACAAAGUUUAAGUCACAAAUCAAACGGGGUUUCACAGAGGUGGUCAUGACUAGAGCUGGUCGCUUACCAGAGUGGUCGCAAGGAGAACUUCGACUUCAUGUAGUUAAUAAUCCCAUAAUACAUUUACUCAUACCUAGUCCGCCAUUAUGUGAAAGCCAGUGGUGAUGAUUAUACGACAGGACAUUGUAUGGGAGACACUGGGUUGCCUUGGUUUUCAAGAUUGCUAAUUGAAAGUGUAUUAAGAUUGUAUUAAUGAACAGACGUAUGUGUCUAACUUUUCAACAUUGUCUCUCAACUUUGUCUCAAAUUGCAGGCUGGUAUUGUUAAAUGUCCUGAUGCGAACAGAGUCAUUUUCCUUAUACCCACCUCUCAAGUCACUCUGGAUCUUGGUAAGUUUGCUUUAUUCCAUUUCAUGUGAAGCACAUUUUCUGACACAGGCAGUAAUAGCAUAGCUAGUUUCUACUUCUAACAGUUAUUUGGUUUCUUCCUCAAAAUUUGGCAUGGAAGUAAAAGAUUAGAAUGAGAUAAGGACUGAACAACCAGUAUAUGAAAGGAGAGACCAACUGCACUCUUCUUUCUCUCGUAUAAUAGUUUGAAAGUACUGAAAAAGCCUUUUGUCUGUUUCCUGUUUCCAGUAUCACCCUCACAAUGACCUUGCAGGUGUAACAUACAAUUAGUAGGAAUGUCAACCCAAGUGUUAAUUGUGUGCUUUUCCUUUUCAAAUUACAGUGUAAUGUGUUUAUUUAUUUUAUCUCGUAGGAAUCACCACAGUAGAUUCUCCUGCAGCUCUUCAUGUACUUCUUUUUGUAAAUACACAGAAAAAUUCCAAAGGUGAGAUAGGUGUUAUUAACCCUGGCGCUGCCAAGUAUUGCCAAAACGAAAAUUUUCAUUUCAAAAUUUCAUCCAGGCAGUGAUUAUAUCGCUAUGCAGUAACUCACAUCCUGUAUUUAUUUUGAAAUUAGUGCUUACUCUUUGUUAGACCAUGGAAGGCAGGGUGCUGAUCUGUAGAGGGAGAGAUCAUAGGUUUGAUCCCCUGUGUUCAGGACUGAAGAGACUGGUCUCUCAGGGAGAGUAGCCAGUCAUAUAUCCGGCAAUCCUCCUAUUUUUGUUCUAUUUGACUCAUUUUCCAAGUUAGAGUAGCUUGCUGAAUUUAAUGCAUUAGCCAGUUAAAAAAGUUUUUGCUGUCCAGGUCACAAUUGUGUUGGAUCAAGGAAACAGUGUUUAAUCAGGAUACUAUCUCUUAUUAUUUAUCUCAACCUUUUUUUGUAUCUUCCCUUUUUAUUUACAGACCCUUCAGUGAGAGAGGACAGCUCCAGAGAAGUAAAGACAGUCAUCCAAAUUCAAGAUGAGCUGAAAAGAUGUUUUAGUGAUAUCAGAGAGAUCCCCACUGAACAGAAAAGAUUGAGCCUGGACUCUGUAAUACCCCAGGACAGAACUUCACAGGAUUCUAAAGGACCAGAGUUUGUUAAGGAGUUAACCAAUGAGCAAACAGCAACAUGGAAAAAUGCAGUCGAAAACUGGCUUAGUAGACCACAUCCCUUACACCACCCAGCUCCUGUUGGUACAGCUAAAACAGCUGAUAAGCUGCCUUCUCCUUUACUUAGCAUUCCAAAGACUAGAGAACAACAAGCAGUAAUGUCACAAAAUAAGUUCAUUCAAGAUGUGCAAAUUUGUCAGACAGGAGGUGCAGAGCAACAAAGAGCAUUUGCCAGAACACAAGCUGAUGAGAGAAUAUCCAUGCAAUUGAAAGGUGACAGCGGAGUACGGGAGCAGAACACCGGACCACCUCUUGUGCCCCUAGUGACAAAGAAAGCAGAACAUAGAGAGGAUCGGACAGGAAGUGCAGAGCAACAAAGAGCAUUUGCUAGGACACAAGCUGAUGACAGAAUAUUGAGGCAACUAAAAGGUGACCAUGGAGCACCAGAGCAGGACACCAGACCACCUCUUGUGCUCCCUGUGACAAAGAAAGUAGAACAGAGAGAGGACUGGACAGGAAGUGCGGAUCAACAGAGAACAUUUGCUAGGACACAAGCUGAUGAUGGAGUAUUGAGGCAACUGAAAGGUGACAGCAGUAUAGGGGAGCGGGACACCAGACCGACUCCUGUGCCUCUGGUGACAAAGAAAGUAGAACAUAGAGAGGACCCCAGACUCAAGAGACAUUCAGUUGAUGGUGAACCUAGCCCAGAAUUAGAAUCUCCUAAUCCAGUCAAAGGUAAUGACAGUAUGCCAUAUAAUGCACAGAAUGCACUAAUGGCACAAGGUGUGAUUUCUUCUUCUGUCUCAACGUCAACUUCAUCAGUGACAAGUCAGCAAGUCAAGUAUCAAGUGAAUGAUGAAACUGUUAGAACCGUUUUGGGGAAAUUACAGAUUCCAAAGCACAAGGACUUGGCUUAUCAAGUUAGUGUCAAUGAUGGUACAAGAAAAGCUUUAGAAAUACUGAAACAAACGGAAGAGUCAAAGACAAUCACUGCUGAUGAUGCGAAAAAAGAUGAGGGUAAGUUGGUCACUGCUGUAAGAAAAAAUGACGGGAAGUCCCCGAAGAAAGGUAACUUAAGUGUCCCAAAGGACAAGGAGAAGCUAUCUGUCAAAGAAAGAGUCGCAUUGCUUCAAAGGAAAGAACAUAAGGAAACAAGGAAAGAAAAGAGGCAAGAGUCAUCGGAAAGACCUGAAAAGAAAAAGGCCAGGAUUUCCAAGGGUUUAGAGAGAAAUGAUGCCCCUGUAGAAAAGCCUGAAAAAGCAGUUGUACAGAGUCCAAUACCAGAACUUUCAGAUGACUCUUUCCCAGCCAUCUCAUCAAAAUCUUUAGCAAUGCUGAAAAGCCCACCUUCAAAUGCUGGUCCGACUUCCAAAGCACCUAAGUUAAAGCUGAUCUUAAAACCCAGAAAUAAAAAUGAACCCUCUGCAGGGCAAGGGAUCAACAACAGCAAGUCAUCUGAACAAAAACCAACAGAUGUUCCUGAUGAAACAAAGUUAGAUAACAGAGACAAGCCUGAUCUUGGGGAGGUAAAUAGGGAUAGAAAGUCCAUAGAUUCACCGGUUGCUAUGGAUCUUAGUCCUCUGUCUCCACCCAGUAUAUCCGGUUCAGUUAGCCCCAUAACUGUGGUCUCUUCAAAAGGGAGAUAUAAUCCAGUGGCAUCUUCUAAGGCAGCUCCCACGACUCCUGUGAAUUCCACUCCAGCUCCAUCAUCGUUUCCUUUCAGCCCUCCUUUUCCACAAGGUCCAUUCAGAAGUCCAGUAUCACCUGUUGGGUUUCAUGGUCAAUCAAUGUCAAUAACUCCCUCAAGUGGAUCUGCUCCUUCCAUCCCUGGCAUUAAUCCCACCUCAUCAACACCAUCUAGUACCCCAAUGCCUUUUGUUCCUCCGGUUCCAGCUAGCCCUGUUUUAACACCAACAUCUGUUGCUCCACCACCUCCAUCUCUUCCUAUGGCUACCUCUAUACCUCCAGCAAAUGCACCUCCAACCACUGUACCACAUGGAUUAUAUCCGCCAGCCAUUAAUUCUAUGCCACCUAGAAUUGGAAGCCUGCCCACUUCUGUUCCACUUGGAGUAAGGCCUCCUGUAGACAGUCCUUUAUUUACAGUCCCUCAACCUCCAGCAUUCCCUGGAAAUGUUCAGAGGAGAAACAGCUUGGACUCAGUACCCACUAAUGUAUCCUCAUCCCCUGGAAUGUUUCCACCGACACUGCCAGGUCAACAAUGGAGACCACCUGCUCAAGGGUUGCCAUUCCCCCAUCCUCGUCAACCUGCAGUGAAUGUUCCCCCAGCAUCUCUUCCAAGGCCUUCACAUCCUCUUACUAUGGUCAGGCCACCUGUUUUUGUACAGCAGUUGGGUCCUUCACCACAAGUAAACCCCCUAACAGUACAACAAGCAAACACUUCACAACAAUUUGGAUUUCCACCAGUGGAAGCUCUGAGAUUUGGUGUUCCACCAGCAACACCACAGCGAAUGCCUUUUAUGCGUCCCCCUUCAUUACCUAAUAUGGUACCUUUGCCACCCCAACUGGGUGGAAUUUCAGGGACCCCAAUGGCCCCAUUUUUUCAGCAAAUUUCUUUUCAGCAACGUCCUACAGGAUUUUGGCUUGCUCCAGUGAAGACCCCAGCUGUGUCGGAUGCCAAUUUGGGUAGAAUGCCACUUCAUCACAAUUCAGUGCAAAAACAGGCAAAUGGAUCAGUGCCAUCAUCGUCUCAUAAAAGCUCUGAUCCAGUAAAACGGUAUUCAAGAAGUGAUGAUGGUGCUAAAGGAGAAAGAGAUGAUAAAAAGGCAGAGAAAAGUGUGCUUCAAAAGAAAAAUUCUGAUGAAAUGAACCCCAAAGAAGAAAAUUCUGUCAACAAACCCUCUUUGAAAGUUAAUGUGGUGAAGGGACAUGUUUUAAACACAUCAGAUAUAAGUGAUGAGUGUGUCUCAGAAAGUGAGAAAUUAAAAACAGUGAGUGCCACUGAAGAGAAAACAAGUGAAGAGGAUGCCCUAGGUACAGAUGCUGAGAAGGAGUUGAGUGCUGAUCAUUUUGAACAACCAAGGGAUAAAAACCAAACAAAAGAUUUCAACAAUUUACAGGUGGAUGAGAAACAUAUGCACGAAGAAACACCACUUGAACCAAUGUUGACUUCAGAUGCUCUUAGCAGUAAAAGUGAACAGGAAUUGCCUGUUGUUGAUGGUGGAGAAGAAGACAAAUGUGCCGAAAUGCAAGAUGGAGAUGAUUUUUUAUCAAGGAAGAGGAUCUGUGAAGCCCAGCAAGCAAGCCCGAUGGUGUCUUCAGAUGCUCUUAGCAGUAAAAGUGAACAGGAAUUGCCUGUUGUUGAUGGUGUAGAAGAAGACAAAUGUGCCGAAAUGCAAGAUGGAGAUGAUUUUCUAUCAAGGAAGAGGAUCUGUGAAGCCCAGCAAGCAAGCUCGAUGUUGACUUCAGAUGCUCUUAGCAGUAAAAGUGAACAGGAAUUGCCUGUUGUUGAUGGUGUAGAAGAAGACAAAUGUGCCGAAAUGCAAGAUGCAGAUGAUUUUCUAUCAAGGAAGAGGAUCAGAGAAGCCAAGCAAGCAAGCCCGAUGGUGUCUUCAGAUGCUCCUAGCAGUAAAAGUGAACAGGAAUUGUCUGUUAUUGAUGGUGUAGAAGAAGACAAAUGUGCCAAAAUGAAGGAUGGAGACAAUUUUGUAUCAUGGAAGAGGAUCAGUGAAGCCCAGCAACCAAAAAAUUCUUACGGGGAGAGUCAAACAUCCUUCUUUCAAUCCACAGUAAUGUCCACAGAGUCUUCCAGUAACAAGAGCAGUAAUGUGCUUAAAACGCAAAACAGAGAUCAGCUUGUGGAAGAAAACAUAUCCUUUCCUACUUCCUUAGUAACAAAUUAUGUCACUGAAGCAGAGCAAACAAGCAUCAAAGCUGUUAAAAAAAUCUAUGACAUUCUGAGAAGCAAUGCUUCAGAACCACAGCCAGAGACAAGUAUGACAAACCAAGAGCCAGAGAAUCCAUGCAAACAGGAUGAACCAGACAAACCUGAUAUCCCCGAGCCUGAUGUUCACAUGGAUGAAGGUGGGAUAAUUUGACGAUGAUGUUAGGUUGUGGAGGCAGACAGGCAGCAACAGAAAGAACUUGAAAGGCAACUUUCUGCACAUUUAGAAAAGACAGGCAUAGUUUUUCUGGAGUUACUUUCACAUAACAUUUGAUGUAGUAAUAGUGUAAUGUGGUUUUGCUUAUUUUUAAGUAUAAUGUAUAUUUUAGUUUGUAUAAUUUCCGUUGUUGUUUAGUUCACAGAAUCGAUUAAUACAAUGUUUAGUCAAACUGUGAAAGGUUUGAACCCAGGAGUGAUUUCAUAAGUAGGUUGAGCAUGAUUGUCUGGUUGAAUGUAGUCCAGAAUAGGACUGUUGUUGACAGUGACUGAUGUUUCGACAACCUGUGCAGUAGUCAUCUUUGGAGUCAAAGUGAGUUGUAUCACUUCAGUUGAUGGUAUUGACCUGAUUGGUCAAUUAAGUUGUGAUGUUAUCAGUCGUCUGUCAGUUAAGGCGUGAUGUUAUUGGCUAUGAAUACUCGUAAUGUCAUUGGUGCAUUUCGAUCCAUCUAUUAUCAUAGUUAAACAGUCAUGUAUUGUUAGUCAAAUUGUCGGUUGUCCAGUCAUUCUCUUGCAGUUAGUUUUGUUGGAGUCCAUCAAGAAGUCAUUUGUAUGGUGCUGAUAACAUCGCCACUGAAUUGAUCAAUCAGAUCAAUAACAAGAGUUUAAUACCAUCAAAUGACAUGAUGUAACUCACUUUGACUCUGAAGAUGACUACCUCACAGGUUGUUGACAUGUCAGUCACUGUCAGUCCUACUCAGGACUACGUUCCCCCAGAUGAUCAUGCUCAACCUACUUACGAAAUAGUUAGUCAGUUUGAUUUUGUUUUAGUCUAAUUUAUUAAAACAAUUCUCGUGAUCUUUAUUUCCCAUGACUGCUAACAGUUCUAAUGUCUAUGCAUUGCUAUUCUUGCAUCGUAAAAGAAAACAGAUUUUUUAGAGUAGUUUACAUUUUAUGUUUACAUCUCUUACUUUCAAAGUGGCCUUAACUUGUUUAAUCAACGCAUCAAUAACAGGUUUUCAUUGUUUACAAUCUUGGUAACCAUAGUAGUGACAUCAAUUUAAGUUAGUUAUCUGUCUCCUUUGGAUUGUUAAUACAUAGCUUUAAAAUUUCCUUUUCAAAGGUUGACUUUUUUGAGGUUUAGCUCCUCCCAUUUCUUUUCUAAUAAUCUUUCAUCUGCAAAACUUUGAAUCAAGGUAUGGCAAAGGAAGAAAAACUGCUCUUUAGUGGAGAGGAAAGUGCCUCAAGUGAACAGACCACUCACCUGGAGAGUGGAUUGCGCAUUGUUCAACUUCUUGACUUGGGUGGAAGUGAGAGUGAGAAAGAGAAGGACACAAGCGGUGGAAGAUCAUCUUCCUUGGCACCAAGUGAACAAGGGGGAGCUGGCACUCAAGAAGAAAUUUCUGCUGAGUCAUCCGAGGAAUCAAAGAAAAAUAAUGGAUCACUUGUGCCGCGUGUCACAGGCUUAUCCAGAAAGACUAGAUGGGACAAUGUCAGUAACACCUCAGAUGGUGACACUCCAGAAAGAGACCUUCCUGGUAUUGUAUCCACUUUACAUCUAUUGACAACAAGAGAGUACUUUAAUUAGGGUUCUCCAGAAAAUUUUAAAAGAGAAGGGGAAAAAUAAUAAGUAAACAGUAAUAUAUUAGAUUAAAAGACGCAGAGCACCUUUCAUGUGGCACAGCCACUUAUAAUAUUGCCUCUCUUCCAUUGUGGAAGUCUUCCCCUGGGAAAAUUUUUAUUUGGUGGUCCUGAAAACUGCAUUACCAUGAGUAUGGUAACUUUAACCCACAUUGGCUUCAUUGUAUAAUUUUAUAUCAUGUGUUUGUUUUUUCAACUAAAGUGCGAUGAAGCAAAUACAAAGGAUUUAGUAUCCCUCUAAGCAUUUUUCCAGAGAUUGGCCCAUGCUUCUGUGACAGCUAAACAGCGAUUUUUGCCAGUUGCUGUUGCUUUUGAAUAACCCCUGCAAUGCAGCUUAAAAUAGUGACACAAGGAUCUUUUUUUUGGACCAACAUUAGUUUUCUCCUAACAAUAUCCAUACAUCAUCAAGGGAAAAAGAUAGGAGGAUUUAUACAAUGAUCACCCAAAGGAAAAUGCUUUCAUCUUUUGUCAAAUUCUCUCUACUAAUAAAAUUAUUCUUUGAUGAAAUGUGUGGAGAUUAGUCUGAAGAAUUUCUGCGUGGACAUUGUGGGCUUACGGGAUUAAAUGUAGUUGUUAUGGGAUUGGCCAUUUGUGGGCCUUCAGAUAUCUUUUGAUAUACUAAGAGAUUUCUGUCAGAUUCAAAUAUUAUAAUAACCCUCUUCAGGGUUGUCACUAAGAUGUCAAGUGUUCAGGUAAAUACAACAAGAAGGCAGGGAAUCAAUCAGCUAGGGGUUUCUUUUGGUUCCAUUUUUCUUCUGUUUUGCUUUGAAAGUAGCCAGGGGCCACAUUCAUAGUAGUAUGGGGAAAUCCCUGGCCCCCGCCUCUUAAUACAGCCGUGCUUUUGUAGAACACAAUAAACAGUGACAGGGCAAACUACUGCAGUGUAGAUUUCCUUUGCAUGGUGACACUUAAGGCAUUACAGCAAAGAAUCCAAAUGUUAGGAUGUCAGUAGUUUAUUGUAAGGAGGUUACUGGUAAACCCACUGACUGAGUUUCCCUUCAUUGCUAACCUGAAAUUGUUUCAAACCUUCAGCUAGCUCAGGCAUCUUCAAAAGUUAUUCAAACAUUUAAUUCACUAAUAUAAAGAGAAUAGGGAAGGUCAUUGAAAUCCAGUGUAUUACUCCAACAUUCAACAAGGACCCUUCAUACAUUUGGUCACUUGAACAAUUUUAAACUGUGAUCACUUGAGAAGAGCUUGUACAUAAGAAGCUUUUUUUUUUGGAAUCUCAGCAGCAACUUUCAUUAAAUUGGUUCCUUUUUGUAACACUCCAGACACUUGCAUUCUUGUAGUACCAUAAGAACUAAUAAUAAUAACUGAGAGGGUGUAGCUCUCAUAGCCAUUGGUACUUUUAAUUAUCAUUCCAUCAUACUGUUUAUUUGUUUACUCUAGGACAUUGCUCUGUUGGUAUUAACUUCAAACAGCAUUAUUCCAAAACAACAGAGGCUACUCAGAAAACACAUCCUGAUACAACAGGUGCUCCAAGGGAACCUAAACCAAAGACUGUACGUGAUGAGGGAGACAGUUCAACUUCUGCUAUUAAGAGUCGUGUUUCUGUGGUUACCCAACCCUCUCAGAAAAGAAGAAGGCACAACAGUACAACGGAGGGAAGUGACUCAGAGGAACGUACUACUCCAUCUAAACGAAGAAGGCCCGAUAGUCAUGUGCGAAGAAGACACAGACGGUCCCCGGAACGACAUAGUCCUGUGGACAGUACAAAGAAGUCUAGCAGAGACAGGUCAAGAUCCAGUGAGAGGCGUCAGCGAUCUAAGCGUGAUCACUCGAGAGAAAGGAAAGUCUCCUCAAGGAUUGUCGUCAGUAAUCAAACAACAAAAGGACAAACAUUGAAGAUAACCAUAUUACAAGGUCAGUGCAAAAUGUUAUUACAAAGCAUGUACCUGGAUGGUAUUGAAAAAAGAAGUGAGGAUUGUAAUGUUCAGCAAUGGUAAAACAUUGAGUGAAUUAUUUCUCUUGGUCAGUGCUUUCUGUUUUGUAGUUCCAUGCAUCAAAAUUUAUUUUUGGUGUGAACCAGAAACUUGGGCAACUUUUUAAGCAUUCCUGCCUUCUUACACUUUUAACUCUCUUUUAGUCCUUCCAAGUUAUAAAUGUGCAAAAAGAGAAGUAUUAUUAAAAUUGAUAUUAAAAGCCACAUGUUUUUUUUAGGUGCAGUGUAUUUUUAAAAGUAAUCAUGAUGUUGCAUUUUUGCUUAGAUCCCGGUCCUAAGAAGGGAAAGGUUGAACAAGAGAAGUCCGAUCUUCUUAAAACACCUGAAGAAAGUCAACCGUCACAACAAGUAAUGAUGAGUAGCUUCCUUUCAUGAAUUAGAUAAUUUGCCACAGUGUACAGUGUUGAUAAUGCUAUCAUUCCAAACUGCCCAAAGUCCUAAAUCUGGUUUGCAUUGAUACUGAAUGAGCAAAACUAUCAGUGUGCAAAGAAAGUCAGUUUCUUUAGCUGGCAUGUACUAGCCCAAGAGUCAUUUAAACUAGCCCUUCAAUAUUUUUGAUGAGCAGGACUGAUUACAGUUCUUCUGUAAUUUGAAUUUCCCUGGCCCAAAAAACCUCACUUUCCCCUCGGGCAACUUAAGAACAAAAUUCACUAGCCCAGUAGCAAAAUCUACUAGCCCUGGGCUAUUGGACACGCCUUUCUGUGCAUGCUGACCAAUACAGUCUAAAAGUGCUGCCAAACUGGUCUUAUUUAGAUAAUUGGCUCUUUAUCUACAGACUCAAAAUUAGAACUGCUCACUUGUUUUAGCAAUAUCAACUCAAGGAGAGACAACAAUUAAGAUUGCAUUCUCCUGUUAUGUUUGCAUGGCUCAGGAUCGCUUGUGAGGAGACAGUUUUCUCAGAGCCCACAAUGCUGUGCUAGAAUAAAGGCACCUUAACGAUCAUCAACCAUAUUUUAUGUGGUUUAGAUGCUGAAUAGGGAGCGACAUGUUUUUAAUGAGUGUAUUGUACUUUAGAUAACACUGUUGUAGUGUGUUGUAUUAUACUGGCCCCAGUUGUUCGAAUGCCAAUUAGCGCUUAACCCAGGGUUACAUUUAGCCCUGGUUUCUUUUUCUUGUGUUCAAAACAUUUUCUCGGAUAAUUUUCUCUGUUAUUUUUAGAGCUUCCAAUCACCAACCUGUAGACAAAAAGAAUUGAAACUGAAAUGCUUUAUAAGCCCUCAAAUCUGAAUUCAAAUCUCGUACUAACCCUGGGUUAUCUUAACCCAGCUUUGAACAGCUCGGCCCUGGUGUUUGGAAGGGCUCUGUGUAGUUCAUGUCACCACCUACAGUCAACUCUCGCCUCGCAGACACGUCGCUAUAAUGGACACCUUGAUAAAACGGACAGCAGCUAAAUCCCGAACAAAAAUAAAUUACAGAUGUUUGACUGAAAUAAACUCCUGCUCUUACAGACUCUCGCAAAUGAGGACACUACCUCGAGGUCCCUACAGUGUCCGCAAUAAAGGGAGUUGACUGUAUUAAGCAAUUUCUGCAGAGAUUAUGUUACGAAUGACUCAUAAUUCUGAGAGUUUUAGGCCUGCUUGAUCUAAUCGUACACUGUAUUUGAUUUUUUUCCAUUUUUUUAAAAUUCAAAGAAAAACCCUCUUGCUGACAUAGAGUAUAGUGACCUUGAAGACAUCAGCCCAGGGAGACUCAGUUCAGAAGAUGAACGUCCAGCUACACCAGACACUCCAGAAACAGCAAUUCCUGCUGUAGACUUCACUCAUCCAAGCCUAGGCUUCUGGGCUGCACCAUUAGGAAACAAUGAGAUGGCCAAGCCAGCUGUCCCUGCUGUGGGUGUUCCUAUGAUUUCUGAGGAUGCACAAGUGACUGGAGCUGAUGACUUGCCACCUAUGACUAAUUUGUCUUACCUUGAUGACCAACUGCACUCUGGAAUUCAGCUAGAUCAAGUGUCGUAUGGCGUUGAGGAAAGGAGUAUUAGGGACGAUGCGAUACAAGCACCUUGGCCGAGUAAGUAACUUGGCUUCUUUUCUCAAAAGGUGGAUAACACCAUACAAUGGAUGAGUCUCUGUCUGCUAGAUAACCGAAAUUGGUUUCUCUAAUACACUGUACUUUUCCACUGGAUACUGAUAUUAGCUACAUCCACCGAACAAAAAUGUUCAACCGGAUGAAGAUUCGUGCGUUUAGGCAUUCCGUUUACACGGAUCCACCCUAACUGUACCAAAAGUUAUACGCCUAUCUAUUCUAAGUUCCCUGUGAACAGGGCGAAAAUAUUGAAUUGUCCUGUUUGAACAAAGUGCCAGGUCAAAUUUUUCAGCCAGUCAAAAAUUUGUUUGGUACCAUGGGAACUUAGCCUUCUCCACUUUCACUUUGGUACCAAUGUGGUGGCUUUGUAUGGAGCCCUACAUACUGAUGUGAAACAUCCCGACAAUAAUUGAAGUUGGAGAUGUGGCAAACUCCUGAACUUGAGAGUGACUUCUUUUUUAAUCUUCUCAAGUAUCACACUGCCUUGACUUCAUUUAUUGAACGGUUUUAGAUUUUGUUUUGUAAUUGCACGACCAUCCCAAUGUUUGUUUGUGUUGGUUGUCUUGUCUUUGCUCUGACAGUUAUCAUUAAUAUUACCUUAGCCUUAGUCGAGGAAGGUUUCUUCUGUCAAACUACAACCUCUGAAGAACGUGACUUACUAGAGAAGGGUGUGGAAGAAAAAGCUUAUCUAACUGAUGAUCGCUAUUACUCUGUGUCUUCACAUGAAAGUGGAGAGAAGUCCAGGUAUGUGUAUGCACUAUGCACAAGUCGUCAGUAAGGACGAUGAUAUUUUAAGUUUACAAGAUUUGCAUUGACAGAUCACACAAAUUUAGGCUGAUUCAGCACUAAGGGCCAAGUGUUCAUAGCACUGAUGGAACUAUAAAAGUAACAACUUAAAACUUUCAAAGAUCCCAAAAGCCAAAUGGAAGAGUGGAUGGAAGUGGAUUGCUUUUGGAUAAAUUUUUGAAAAAAACAGCCGCCUGAUUUUUCAAAGUUAUCUCAAUUUUUAUCAAAAGUGCCAUUUAUAAUGCAGGGAGUCAUCUUUGUCCAAGAGUCUUAUAAGGUGGUUCAGAUUCUUUAGUCUGUGGGCACAAUCCUGUGGUGUUACCAUUCAAAUGAAAUCUCUUCAGCAAUACCUUCGGAUGGUCCUAUUUUUUCAGAAUUUUACUAAAUGAAAUUUGUAAAUUUUGUUGAAGUUUGACUUGGCCACUUUUGGGAGUUUAAGGUUUAUGUGUCUCUUGGAUUUAAGUGAUUUGCCCCAGUUAAAAACCAACAUUUCUAAAUUCCAAUUCGACCAGAAAUCAGGAGAACCACUACGUAAAUGUGCUUCCUAUCUCUACCUCUAAAUUGUUAUUUAUUUAUGUUUGUGUUGUUUACGACAGAUAUGAUCACGAGUUUGCUCAGUCUGAGGUGUUUGACUAUGGACAUGGCCAUAGUGAAAAGCAGAGUACCUUACAAAGAAGCAGUGGCCAUACAGACUCAAGAAGCACACACAAGGUGAUCCAUGUUACCCAUAACCUAAACGUGCUGUUUUAUUUUCUAUCGGCUGUACUCUAGCAGCGCUUGGUUGCCUGUGGCGCCUAACUUUUGCUCUUGGACUACUAAAAAAUCUUACGUUUUUCAUACAAAUCAUAUGCUGGGCGCCUCGGAUUUCACAAGUUCAGAGCACUGGGCUUCCUUCCGUUUUUCUUAGAGCACAGCCUUGAAAACGUAAUAAACAUUGUCUCAUACGUGAAUCAACCUAUUAGAGGGUGUAGCGUGACAGUGUUUCAACAAAUGUGAUGAGUAUAAUGUAUUGUAGCUUCAAGACUUUUAUAAACAUCCAACAAAAACGUGUUAAAGACAUAAAGCUAUUUCUUGAAAAUUGUAUGGGGUUUAAGUCUCUGUGAGACAGGCACCUCAGGUAAGUCUCUGCUAAGUACUAGUGGGAUUUUGCUGUUACGGCAAAGCUAAUUUAUAGCAAAAACAGUGUAUUAAUUGGGAACAGUAUUUCAGUGUUCGUACCGAGUCUUGAAUUCUUGAAAAAGUCUUGAAAUGUGCCCAGAAAUUUCCCAGACCCGGAAAAAGUGUGGAAAAUAGAGGUUAAGUCUUGGAAAAAUGGUAAGAAGUCUUGAGUUUUUUGAAAGCUACAAGUGCGUCGCGAGUGAUAUUUUUUUGGUUUUGGUCAAAUCUCUUUAAAUCUCGCCUGCACUUCAUGGAAAAAGAUUUAUUCCUGCGUUUUUAACAUCUCCAUUGACCACCUACAUGUAUUUUAUAACCUUGAGUCUGGAAAAAGAAAUUAUAGCUUUGGAAAAAUUCUGGAAAAAGUCUUGAGUUUUAGAUCAAAAAUCUGUACGAACCCUGGUAUUUUUAUGUCUCCUAGUGGAGGCGGGACAGCCAUUGUACGUGGUCAUCCGAGCCAGAGUUCUUUCAUUUCUCAUUUAGUUGAGUGUUGGUCCAGCCCUGGAAAUGGAACUUGUGACCUCUUGCUCAGCGGUCAAGCACUCUACCAACUCAGCUAAUCCUGCUUUUCUAAACCUCCAGGAAAAUAAAAAAAACCCCAGUGUUUUCUAUCAAGAAAGUGUCCCAACCUCAUUUUAACACCAUAAUUAUUUCUUUCACUUUUCAGGAUUACAAACACCACUCUUCAACUCGAAUGUCACGAUAUUAUCCUUGGCAGACUCAUGUGGAAGAGAAGCGCAAUCAGAUGACAACAACUGGUGGAGAAGGCAGGUAUUUUUUGACUUGGCUACUUGUUGAAGGCCGUGUUUUUUUUCUACAGAGCACAGCACCGUCACAAAUUUAAAUUACUGAUAGCAUCGCAUAAAAGCACCGUCACAGUUUAAUUCAAAGAUUCUAGUAACCUUGUAUUUAGCAAAGAGAGGCUCAAAAUGAAAGUCAGCAACCUAUGACUGGUCGUGACUAUUAAGAUGCUUAGGUGCUGAUGAUUACACAAAGAGGUUAAGAAAGAGAUUAAUUAGCAGCCUUUUUCCAGCCAAAAUUGUAACCACUGUUUUUUUCCCUCUUACUUCAAUUUUAGGUUCAAAGUCAACCGCGCAAAACGUCACUGGAAAAAGUACUGGCUCUGAGAUGUCUACAACUCUGAUUGAUGAGAAUCCUGUUAAAAAAUUUAAGCCGGAAAAAGGAAUACUCAGCACUAAACAUGAUAACUCUGGUACUGCUAAGGUACCAAGUCUCAAUGAUUUGCCGGAAUCUGACAAGCCAAGAAAGUGGGACAUUAUGGUAUUUGCCUGGAUGGAUAAAUCCCAGUUCUCCAAUUGGCUGCGUAGAAAGCAGCAUGGAGCCAAACUGUCUUUGGGUGCUAAGGGUGUGAAGAAUCCAGUACAGUACACGGCAGAAACUUACAGGCGCUCAUCUGAACGUUUGUUGCGCCGAAUUAAGAGGCAGCUUAGACCGUCAAGUCGCAGCCGCAGUAAAUCACCACACAAGGAGGAGAGGCAGUUAUCAGACUGCCCUGAUUUUGACUUUGAUGAUUUGGACCUUGAAUCAAAUUUGCUUAAAGAAGAUGCUCAUUGUUCUGUUUCUAAGGAAUCUGCUCCGCAUACCACAAAGGAUGCUGCUGAGAAUUGCAAUGUACAUAGUAAUGCUCUCUCUUCACCCUGCACCGUAAAUAAUGAAGUUGUACAUAGAAGUUUGUCUGUUAAUGAUGAUAAGGCUGGUAAGGAAGCACAUCAUAUUGAUCUGCUUUGUGAUAAUGAAGGGCCAGUUUUAUCAGGAAGGGGUGGAAAAAAGGAGCCACUCACCAGCAAGGAGCUUGAUGAAGGAAGUAAAGGAAUGACAAACACCCAAGCUCAGCAGCGUUCAAGUGAACAAUUAAAUGAACGUAGGCCGAUUGAUUUGGAAAGAACUCUAGCAACGGAUGGCGCAGCCGGUAAAGGUGAUCACACUGAUGUGAUUUGUGAGAGUGAAGUUUUGCUUACAUCAGAGUGGAGUAGAAAUGACGAGGCAGACACCUGCAGGAACUUUGAUGAAGCAGCUAAGGAGGCAGCCAACACAAAAUCGGAGCAGGCUUCAAAUGAUCCAUCAAAUGAAUGUGAGGCAAUGGACGUGGAAAGAAACCUGACAAGUGAUGUAGCAGUUGGUGCUGGUAAAGAAUCGGAUGAUGUUGAUUUGAUUUGUGAUAAUGAAGUCUUGGCAAUAUUGGAAAGGUGUGGUAAAGAUGAAACACUCAGUCCUAAAGACCUUGAGGCAGCCGUCAAAAAACAUGGAAAGUCCUCUAAUGAUCAAUCAGCUGGUUGUGAGGAGACGGAUGCCAAGAAGACCCUGACAAGUGAUGCAGCAGUUGGUAAAGAUGAUCACAUUGAUCCAGUGUGUAAUAAUAAGGUUUCAGCUGCCAUGGAAGUAGGUGCGGAAGUUGAGUUACUCGCCAGCAGGACCCUUGAUGAAGCUAGUAGCGAUGCAACUGACACUCACGUAGAGCAGCUUGAAAAUGAUCUGUUAGCUGUAGAAAAAACGCUGUCAGGUGAUGCGACAGUUGGGAGCAUCUGUAAGCAGGACUCAGUAACUGAAUGUUUUAACACGUUGCUUGAUCCUGUCAUGGAUGAAAGCCAACCCCGUGCCAGUUUGAAUUUUCACGGAGAAAGAGACACGGGCUCAAAAAGGAUUAAUGAGCAAAAACUAUUUAUUAGUGAGCAAGGUGAAGGGUGCUCAGGAACCUACAGCAAGGUACCAAAAGCAAAGAAAUUGCAAGAUGAUUUUGGUGAGAAGCCACACGGCCAAGAUGUGAAGCAAACCGAACUAGAGGUCACCAUUGCUGCAAGGGGUGAAGAGGGGUCGUCAAUAAUGGGUGAUCAGGGAACAGUUACUAAAGAAGUGAAGGAAACUGCACAGACAAGCUACAAAGGAGGGGUUGACACAGGGGAAGGAAGUUUGAAUACCCCCGAUGACAAAGAGUUAUCUUUGACAGAAGAACUGGGUGACGAAGAAGCAGCACAAGAGUCAUUUUCCUGUCGUCCCCCUCUUCCUUCAUCUUCUCCUCCGCUUCCUCCUCCUCUUCCUCCUCAGCCUGCACCAUCGGCGUGUUCAGUGAGUGAUAAAAGUGUGGAAACAGUACCAGUUUGCCAAACCAAUAUGCAGCCCCACGUAAUAGUUGAAGAGACAAAUAACAUUCAAAGUACUCGAUCGGAGGAUACAGAUGCACUGGAGACCACUCCUGCCAACACUAGCCAAUCACCUUUUGUGGUAACCUCGGUUUUUAGUUCAGAAAAGUUCAGCCAGUACCUUUCUCCUGUUGAUGGAGCUUCGUCAAAAGAUCCAGUAGCGAAAGACUCGUGGCUUCAAUCCACUGCGCUGAAUACUACUACUGCUUCUUCACCUGCAUUGUUUACACCUCAUUAUCCUUUAAUAACAACUCCACCACCUCUUCCUCCCAGUUUCAUUUGGCCUAGAGUGGAUCAACCUGGAUCCCUUCCCAUGGCAGGGGUUGUACCAACUCAUGCUUCUCUGCAAGAGCCAAAUUAUAGGUUUCCCUCCUGGGCUGAUCAGGCAGCACCAGUGCCAUUCCCAGUUGGAUGUGUACAACGACCGUCAGCGGGUUCCGGUGAUAUUUGCCCUCCUGGCACUGAGGAUGAACAAAAUGUCAACAAGGCAUCAGGCCCUGCAGGGAUUGUUGCAGAUGAUGACAAGUCACAUGGAAACUUCAUGGACCACUCGCUCGUCAGUGAACUGAUGCAAUUUUACUCCGAAAUCAGUGAAGUUGAAGGAAAAGACAGCAACAAUAACCAAGUGACUGAAAAAACUGUCCAAAGCGUAAAGCACCCAGAACCAACAGAUAUGAGAAGUGAUAAAGAUGACGGAGCUACAAGCGAAAUGGAGAUUGAGUCUGACCUUGAAGAAGGCAGUGUCGUUGAUGUUUCUGAAAACAUAGAUUUUCAAGAAACCGAAGUCAGUGAUAAUGCGGUCCCUGAGACUGCAGAAUGCUUUGAUGAAUCAGUUGAACUUGGGCAGAAAAGAAAAGAAGUGGUGUCUACUUCAAACAAGUAUAGUACAGUAACAGAGGGCAUCUCAGAGUCAGUGGCGCAUGUGGAAAAUACAGCUGUUUGCCCCACUGUGGCUUCCAUGAUGGACACAGCAGUUACUGAGAAUCCCCUUUGCUUGAACACAGUGAAUUCAGAGCCUGUGAAAACUACCGCUGUCUCCAGCUUGGUACUUUCCACAGUGGACCCCAGGCUGUUGGAUGAUGACAAAACUCUGAAGAUUCCUGCCAUGGGUGCACAAACAAUGCAUGUGCAAGAUGUUCAUGUUCCCAGCCCUCUGGAUUCACCCAUCGACACCCCACCAUUGCAAAGUCCUGCCGUCAUCACCGAUGAAGUCUCUGGAGACAUCCAGCUGUCGACUCCUAUCGAUCCAGUAUUUUUUGCAAAUGUCGAAAAAACAAUCUUUAGCUCGAUCAGCGACUUGACAAACUUGUUGGGUCAGUCACCAGUGUUCGAUCGCAUCGCGGAAGAAGCCAUAACCUCAACAGUAUCGUCUUUGGAGGAUGUUCUUCUGCAAGCACAAAGCAGUUAUCAGGGGUCGAAUAGCUGCCCAUCUGACAGUGGUGUGUCUAUUGGUGAGGAUGUCUCUAUGCCCUCAGCAUUAUAUCGUGGUAUAUCAGUGCCAGUAAGUCCUCUUCAGGGGUCAUCAGACUUGAGAAGUGAAAAAAGUGGAACAAGUAGUGGACCAGACGGGAGUGACACAAGUCACUGCACCAGUAAAGGUUUGUUCUUUAGUUGUCAGUUUAAUAAUUCAGUUAAUUAACAGUUAAUGAAUGAGGCUGAGUAUCUUUGGAGAUCGAGGAGGGUGUUAUCCGUCGAGGCCGUAGGCCAAGGCGGAUAACAUCCUCCUGGAUCUCCAUAAUUCUUCAUAUGUUACGAAAGCCGAAUUCAAUAAUUGUUUUAUUAUUCAUUCAAAAUAAUUCUUAGUUUAAAAACAUGGCUAAAACAUGCUUACCUCCAUCGAUCCCUUUAUGUUAUGUUCAUCUUCAUAAUGCACGUUUAGGUUUGUCCAGCUCCGCAAAUAUUCUCCAAAUAGCAGAUGUCGCCCUUCGAGUUUUCUUCUUGCUGUUCUUGUCAUGUUUUGAGCUAUUUUUUCGCCUAGUUCUUACUCUUGAAACGAGUGAAACGUCAGCCAUUUUUUGUUUUCACAACCAAAACAACUCAACGUCGUCCCCAGGUCUUCUCGGUUAACGGUGACUUAACCGGCACGAACGCUGCAUUUUUGACGUCAUUUCCUCGUUUAACACCAAAUUCUUCCAAUUUUGGUCAUGUGUGUGCUUUUAGCCAAUCAGAAUCGGGGAAAUAUUUUGAAUGAAUAAUAACCUUAUUUAAGAGUGCAAAAAAUCGUAAAUCAAAACAUUACUGCGGGAAAGUUCUGCUCAGUAGCUCUCAUUUGAAAGGGUUUCACUGCAGGAUUUGAUCCACAGUCUCAAGUGUUAGAACUAUUCCCCUGAUCGCCUUUGAAAGUGAAAGGAACCCGAAAAUGGGAAUUCUGUCUUAAAUUUACGAAAAUAUCAAAGCAUUUUUUUCUGAUAUUUAUGUCUAGAGGUUGUACUGGCCCACCAGUUUCAUUUCACGAAUUUUAAGAAUCUUGAGUUAGACAGCAAUAAUCAAGUUAGACUGAUGUUCGGUAACUUGUAAUUGAAAGGGUUCACUUUGGGGACUGGCAUGCACAUAUUCAGAAGUUUAACUUUCCUCUUUUAAUAAACCAUUUUGCGUGACAGUGUUUACAUUUUGAUGGUCACUCGUAGAGAAUUUCCUACACAGACUGUAAGGUUUUUAAAUCAUUUAAUAGGGCUUGCCUGUUAUUAAUACGCUAAUAAAAAACUGUCAGAAAGAACUUGAUGGCUUAAGCAUCAAAGACCAGUGUUAUAUUUUUUGACAAGAUUGUUUUAUUGCUAAUGGCAUAUGUAAUCAAAACCAUUGGUUUUAUGUCAUUCUGCAGAUAACUGAGUUAUAAUCAUCGCGGUACCACAAGUUGUGGCCUUUCUAUGUGUGAGUACUAACCAGUCUGACUUAACUAGCAGCGUGCAUUUGUGCAAUGUUAUUGUCAGUUCACUUGCUUUUAGUGACUCUCUCACUAUUAUCUAGCAGUUUAAUGAAGACAAGAAUGCCAUCUAAUUUAUUCAAACCUCAACUCUUUUAACAACUUUUACUCUUAAUGAUUUUCAAUCUUGAUAAUGAUGUUAGAAACAUCGAAACUCCGGAUAACGUUACUUUUAAUUUCUUCUUGUGAAAUGCUUUAACAAGUAACUGACAAUUCGAUUUGUAAUGCCGCAAGAGUUUGCAACCAUUUUUAGCGCCUGUUCGUAUACUCUAACCACUCUUAUGGCCAAACAGACGUGGAAGGGAGCUGCCCAUCUUCUGCGCAGCUUUUCUUUGUGUCGGCGUCACGCAACGCUUCUCCCCACCAGUGAACGAGUUUUCAACUACUAGGUGAUAAAACAAAUAGCGAACUCUUAAGAAAACCAUUUUUUAAGGUUGGACGAAAAUCGUUGUACCGGGUAGAACGGUGAUGCCAUUAUCAUAUCUGGGAAAUCGUGGUCACCUUUUGUAUAACUACGUGGCAAACAUGUACGUCUACCUGUACCCGUAGAGAGAAACGGUGUAUCUUAGGCCACUACUGUUUCUGCCUACGGGUACGGGUAGGCGACCAUGUUUGCCACGUAGUUAUACAAAAGGCAAACAUGAUUUCCCAGAUGUGAUAAUUGCCGUUGUACCCGGUAGCCUGCCCGUUUGUCCAGGUUAAGUGGCACUCUACCGGUAUUUUAUGGCUACGCGUCCGGGUUAUCUUACCGCUAUACCAUAAGAUCUCUAGUACCUCUCCAGGGUACGCCCUUACCAAAAUGAUCAAGGACGUAUCUUUUGCAUGCAAAAAAAAGAUAGCUUGUAGUUCUGGUCCAAAUCUCACCAUUCUGGAUACCAUUAAUGAUGGUCUGUUUAUUUUGCUAUUUUUUCUCCAGUACCUGACAAAGAAACUGUACAAAAGAAGUUACCAAAAACCCGGAAGAAGUUUCAGUUUUACGUGUAUUCUCCUGAACAUGACAAAGAAUGUGAAGCAGUCAAGGUAAUUUCUGUACUUUUCUUUGCCUUGUAACUUCAAAUAGCAUGGACAGAUCUUUUAUUGUGAAACAAGUUGCUGAUUCCUUGAAUUAUAUAUGUCCUUGCUGUUCUUAGUUUACUAAUUUUGUCAUUUAUGUUUCUCUCACUUCACUGCUUGUUUUUGAGCUUUGAGAUUGAAACCAAAUAUUUUCUUUCAAAACGGCUUCAAGAGGGUUGUAAUGUUGACUUAACUCUUUUGUAUCGUUUUUGUCAAGAACUACAUGUUGAAAGCAGGGGGUGUGUUUGUGGACGUCAAGGAUUCAUCUUGUUUGCAAGAGACUGCUCGGGAGUUAAGAGUGCUGAUCAGGAAAAAACAUCAACCAUCUGUUCACAGGUAACAUGACAAGACAAAUCUAUCACUUCCAGAGACAAAUCUUUCACUUCCAGAAUAAGAUGAUGAAGUCUUGUAAGGUGGUUCUAACUUGCGAGUCUUUGGAUGAAAUCCUAUGAUGUGACCAUUCAAAUGAAAACCUCUUCAGCAGUACUUUCACAUGCUCCUGUUUAUUUAGUAUGAAGUUCUAACUUUUGAGUCUUUGGAUGAAAUCCUAUGGUGUGACCAUUCAAUUGAAACCAAGAGAGAAUGAUCAUUCUCUCUUGAAUGAAACCGCUUUAACAGUACUUCCACAUGGUGCUAUUUGUUUUUCAGCACUUAGCUAAAUUUAAUUUUUUUUUUUAAUUUUGACUUUGGCUACUUUUGAAAGUGAAAUUGAGGGUUAUGUACCCUCACUUGUUUAGCAUAUAAUACAACUAAAACCCUGUUUACAGGAGCAAGUGAGGUAAAAAAUCUUGUCAAGUUUUGUCAUUUACACGACGAAAGAAUUACCCUGGGUACCACAGGUUUUUACUCGAGCGCUUGGGGCGAAAUACUCCAGGGCUUCCGCCAGAGACCAACGCAUGGCCGAAACAACGAGCGGCAGUGAAACAGCGAGAGGAAAAAUAUCAAAGAAAACUUGCUCUCGAAGAUACACCCUAACGUACUCCUUUUUUCAGGUUGGCAAAUUUGUAUCAGUUGAAGAUGGCGUCGUCUGUCAAGUUUGCAUUGUUUAACACUCUAACUGGUACGCCUCUUUUCCAUUUUCGCACGGCUUUGUUUUAUGCUUUUUCUUCUCUGACGUGUGAUGCUGUUACUCUUUUAUGAAUGAAUAUUUCUUGUUUAAUCAAGUUAUGUUUUUUUCCAAUGCAGAUGUGGUGGAGGGAAGUCGUUCGUAUGAGAACAUCUUUGUUUCUGGCGGCGCCUUGCUUGCUGACGAUAUGAUUCUUAAAACCAUCGACAUCGGUAAAAAUACUUUCGAAAUGUUCGUUGUUGUAGUUAAUCAAACUGCAGAAAAUAACGAAAUGUUAAAACUGUGCAAUACCAUUUGCAUCAUAUUUGUUUUCGUCCCUUUCAUUUGCAUGAGUUAGAGGUGACGAACUGAAUCUCAACUUUUUAUGGUCCCCUAGCUGUUGCGAAAUCUGCCUUGGUUUUUAGCCACAAUAGUCAUGUUAAAUUUCUAGACUAGAAAAAAAUAAUUAGUGUUCCGGCCUUCUUCAGCUUCUACGAGAUUUGACCAAGAAGCGUUCUAAAGACCAGAUUGCCGACUACGUCUCUGUAAUUGAAAAAGGAUAUUAUAUUGAAAGGCAAAUAUUCAUGAAGAAAGAAAUGGCUAUUUGAAGCGAGAGCAAACUAAGACUCCGUCCAACCGAAUUCGGAUAUUUUUGAAGCCGCAUUUGUAUAUAUUUUUAGAGAGCUUUAGAUUUGAGGACGAAAACGAGUACGAGAAGGAGACUUUCUUAAUCUUGAGUAUUGCUCGCGCGUGAGCCAGCGUCAUUUUGGCAGGAAAACGUGAUAGCCGUCGUCAUUCUAGUUCGAGUAUUAGCGAGGAUGUCGCAGUGGUGGAAACGAGUUAUUAAAUGGUCCAAUUUUAUCAAAUUGUGAUCGGGAGAGGGCUUGACCUCCUUUAAUAAAGAUAACAGUGCUAACUUUUCUGGUGAUUCUAAAGUACGAUGAAGCUUUCCGGGGUAUCUAUUUUCUGAAAAUACGCGAAAAAACUUUAAGUCAAAUUUCAUACUCGUAGUCGUUUUCGUCCUCGAAUCUAAGAGUCUCUUUUUUUUUUCACGAAUCGGCCUUCCGUCCACACGGAACCACUGAAUCCGAAGCCGCAUGUUUUUUAAACCGCUCGAAUCCGGUUAUUUAACAAUUAUUCCUUGGGCUCUGAGUCAAUUCGGCCUCAUGGGCUAUUGACUCGAGAGGACAUGAGGGCGAGAGGAAUAAUUGUUUUAGUAGAAUCCAACUAGUUAGUCAAAAAUAUCGAGACAAAACAACUUUAGCUAGUUAAAGCUAGGCUUUAAUCCUUUUUUGCCGUCAAAAAGCCGGCGCUUUUCGCUACUAGUGGGCUAUAACAUAUAGCUAAGUAGUAGCUCAACCAAUCAGAACGCAGCAUUGAUAAUAGACCACUAGUGGGAUUUUACUAAUAAAAGAUAUGCGGUUUCAAAAAAUGCCCAUCCUCGGAGAGCCAGGGGCAGAUAGUGGGGGCGAGGGAAGCGGGUCUAAGCGAAGAAAAGUAAAAAAAUAUGGCGCGAGCCCUGGGGACAAAGAACGGCGAGAAGAGCUCUCAAAGUCGCCUUCUGGCCGUUCUGAUUUGCCAGAAAACUUUUUUUUUUCUGCCCAAUCAAAAGGCAGAACGGAGGCGACCGCCUGGUUUUAGACUCGCCGUUCUUUACUUUUUAUUCGCCCCCGUUUAGACUUUCCCUCGCCCCCACUAUCUGCCCCUGGGUCUCCGAGGAUGAAAAAUGCCCGGAUUCGUGUUUACGGGGCCUCUGUAAAUCUCUUAGAGAGUUGAUGUCAAAGUUGUUAUUCUCUGCAGAUUACCUGGCAGGUCUGUUACGUUAUCUUAAGGAACAGAGCUUGGCGCACCAGAAGUUUGUUUGGGUCUUGAAUAUCAGUAGAAACGGUUACAAGAGGCUGUCCAUGAACAGGUUAGCAAGUGUAUAGAGUUAAGGACAAACUAACGUUAACCUGACGUUAAAAUAAAACAACAACAAUAACGAAAGGAAUUGCACCUCUGUCGAUUAAUUUUGCUUGGAUUUUCACACCGUGAUAUUCUGUAUGCAGUAAAAGCACAUUUUCAAGUCUUGCUUCUGUUUUUGGAAUUUGAGACUGGUGAAGGUCCGAAGUGUUUUCUUACAUUGUUAAUAACAUUUGUCAUUCGUUUUUGUCGUUGCGUUUCAAACAGGCCGCUGUCGAAAAGAGACUCAAAGGCGUUGGUAAGUACGGUAUUUGUUUUCCUCACUUUUUUUCUCCUGAAAAAGUCUCCUCCCCUGUACUCUUCCCGUCUGGUACUCUUCCAAGCCCUUCAUUCUGUCUUCAAGGAGCAUUGCAUGACGACAUUAAGAACGACUGGAUCGCAUCGCCGCCCGAGAGUUUGCUGGCGUGAUAAAUUCAAGAUAAUUUCUCAACCUCGUUCCAAAAUUAACUUAUUCAUUCUCUCUACUCAUGCGCACAAGACGCACACCGUGUUAAAAAGGUUAAUUGCGUUUGGAAGGAGAAGCCAUACCAAUGACAUCAGAUCUUAACAGGCUGAGCAUAUGUAAAUUUGUUUGCCCUUAGAAUCUUCUUCGUCGAUACAAGGAUGAAGGCUUCAUCACAGUCCUUCCCAAGGUAAGAUGGCUGAAGUUUUGAUUACUUUUUUUUUUUUUGCAAAGUGCUGUUUUGUGGACGAGAAUCCAUCAAUGAACAAUUAACAGAAGAAACUGCUCACCACAUGUAGCGACGAGAUACAAAUCUCUAAAUACUCUAAUAAUUGUUUUAAAGAAUGAACAGCCUUUCAGUGGAAAAAAAAGCACGUUUGAAAAUGAGAUUAGAGACCUUUAGCAUUAGGUUUUUCAUGGAGAACCGCAAACUGCAGUUUUCAGUUGCGCGUUUGCAGUUUCUCGUUGCCGAGAUUUCAAAUGUUAGCAAGGCGUUCAUUGUUUAGUGCGGCCAUGUUGUUUUUCGUCAAGUCAAAGUGCAUUACUUUUAUCGCCCAAAAAAACAGGGAUAAUUCGAGUUCAAAAAUCUAACAAGCACAUCGCAGAUGGAUAAAGAAAGCUACUUCGUGCUUUUAGACGUGAGGCUGUACACUUUUUAGUGGCAAAAAACCUUGCCGUAAGUCACUUAUCCGCUGGACGUCCUUCCUGCCGUUCAAACGUGAACUGCAAACUUCAAACGCGACCGCAAGACCGUGGUCACGUGACAUUCUCAGUUUUACGGUUUGCGGUUUUCCAUGAAAAAUCUGAUGUUAAAGGUCUCUGUUAUCAAUAAUCAUAGUUGACUGGGAGAUUUUUCGCUGGCAUACGCAUUUGAGUCAACGCCACGUAGAUUUGCCCUGGUGGUUUACUUUGUGUAGUUUUUCCGCUUUUUGCCUGCCAUCUCUCCCAUCCCAGCCGCUUCUUGGUCCCUUUACGGUUCUGUGUUCUGUGUUCAGUAGAGUUCUCCUUCUUUAUCCUAUCAAGAGAUCAGUAUUACACAUUCCUGUGGGAGGUAGGGUGGUUGACCCUAAGGACUGUUGUCAUGGUUGUCGUCCCUAUUUGCAUUUUGUGCACAUUCACUUGCUUAUCGCCAACAGUUCUCACAAUUAGCACCCACUCCCCUGAUAAAUAUUGCCAAUCGGCAAGUUAAACGCAGCCCUUCAUGGGCACCCGCACCUUCGUGGGUAACGUUUCAUAAAACAAAGUUUAAUUUUACGCAGGGCUAUGUGACUGAAGGUAUUCCUGCAACUCAACGAUAUCUACAGACUUCACUCAAGCUGCAGAUUGAACUCAUCUCUGUCUACAGACACAUCAUCCUACUGUCAGGUAUGCCGGCGAGCGCUCAUUCACCCAACUGUGGUCAUCGCUUGUUUCGAUACAAGUCGUUUUGAUACAAGUUUAUCCUGUCGAGGUGUAAAUAGUUUAACGUACUUGGCUUAAACAGCGAAGAAUAUGAUCCCCCGAUGUUUUCUUGUUCACGCGCAAACUACACUUGAAGUGAUCAAAAUUUUUGUAUAAUGUUAGUGCUUAAGGUCGCAUUGAAACGACCGGUUUCCGUAACUUUGCACCUGUUAUUCGCCACUUUAGAAAGGAACUGGAGCCGAAAUGCGUCCCGCAAUUGAUUCUGGGAUCGUUACUGCUGACGCGUCGGUCAGCUAUUGGCCAAUUUUUUCCCAGCCCUGGAAACAGUCCCAGAAGUCUUUGCGAAAGUAAACUCGGCCCAUUUCCCUUCUGGUUUCAAAAGUGGCGAAUCGGUAUUACAUCAAUGGGAACGGUUUUUUGUAACAUCAAGCCGUUUCUUUUAUUUCAACAGAUAUGGACAAAGGCAGAGUGGAGGUACCGUGGUUCUUGGAACGCGGGGUAAGUUUAAUCAGAUUAUAUAACUUAAUAUCCAUACAGGACAAGUUAAGUAUAACUUGUUUUUUUUUUUUCUAUUGUAGAUUGGUGUCAUGAAUGUCCAAGAAUUCUUGACUACGUUUGCAGGGUGAGGUUUCCCUUUAUUGUUUCUAUGUGGGAAUCUGAGGCGGGCACAACUCUUCUCCAAAUAUGGUUACCCCAUUUGCAGUGACGUAGGCUUUCACACUAGGCUGAUUUAGCAACAGAACGGGAACGUCAUAUUACGACGGCGCGUGCAAAUCAAACAACUGGCUUGACCAAUGGCAGAGCGGCAAAUUGUGCACCGGAAGUCGAGUUUAGUCCUUUCCGCGCGCUUUCCCUGCUAAAUCAGCCUACUAUACCGAAUAGCACGAAAACCAUACCGGAUAGGGGUUCUGUUCACACACAUAAGAACGGUGACUUCGGUGGGCGCGAUUUCUGCAACGAAGCGAAGCUUAGCCGCGCCGAUCAAUAAAUUGGAGAUUUACAUGUCGGAUAGGUAUUCACACUAUACCGAAUAGGUUUUCGCGCCGGCUGUCCGGUUUAGAGUGAAUUUAGCCUUAGUAUGACGUAUUGUUUACCAGUUUGACACAAAUUUUUUACAUGCUUCAGGCGUCCAUUUCGGCAGGGGCUUUUGUUUUCAUAAGCUUGGUUCACUAAAUUAUCACCGCUAUAUAAGGGAUUUGAGCAGAGCUGGCACUUGUAAUGCAGCGUAUGUGUGUAUGUACGUAAAUCUUUAUUUAAACACGGGAAAUCAUCAGUUAAGCGCAAGUUAAAAACUAAAACUAAUUACAACUGCUUUACAUGAUUGCCGUGUGGGAAUCCGAUAUAUCAGCCACCUUCUUGAUAUUUGGCUUAAAAUGCUCAGCGGAUGCAGCAUUUUUCAAGUUUUUGGGCAAGUUAUUCCAUAACAUGGCCCCGCUGUAAGAGAAGCUUCGUUUCAAAUAAUUGGUGCUUGGUUUGGACAGGGUGAGCCUUCCCUCAGAGUUUCUUAAGUUGUAAGCAGAGUGACGCUGAGAGAAAAGACUUUGUAGAUAUUCCGGAGCAAGGUCAUUCAUGGUUUUAUACAUCAUUAAGGCUUUUAGUUUCUUUCGUCGAAGAGAUAGCCUAACGUAGCGUAUCCCUAACUAGGGUCUGACCGACCUUGGUCAUAUAACUGUAUUUUUAUUUCUUUCUUAUAGAGAGAGCGAAGCGAAGACUUUACUCAAUACACGGCCACACGUGUCUUGUUCUGAAACUUCUACAACUUAUACAGCGAUGGAAUGCAGUACUCCAGAAGGUAAUUUUUAUUUUGCCUUUUUGAGUCAAUAGUUUUUAAUCUUAAAGCCAUAUUACAGUAAAAACCCGCGAGUAAGAAAGUGUUAGGCUAAAAUUUGCCAGUUAGACCCCCUUUAUAAAAAAAAACCUGUUUUGCGUAUACUUUAAAAUAGGUUCUUAUCUUCUAAAAUUUAUAAGACAAUUCUGAACACUUAAGUAAGAUACUUCUGGCAAGUAAGAUAAGUCAACAUUCAGGAUCCUCUUUAGAGAGGGGGGUGCUUUAUCACUCCAACUGUAUUGUAAUGGUUUAAAGAUUUUACAUAAGCAAUAAGCUGAAGACCACUAAAUACCCUUAGCUGCAAUGUAUUUGUUUUUCUUCAGAAAAUAAGAGCGUAAAUAGCCUAAAUUUGUGCCAAUUACCAUUUAUUUAAGAACCUGUUCAGGCUAACUUGGGAAAAUGCGGGUUCUUACUCGCGGGUUUUUACUGUAUAUCAAACUUAUAUUCCAUGCAUUACCCUAAGAAGGUAACGCUGUGCGUUAGUGGCCCAUGUCUAUCGUUACUGCGCGAGAGCAUUCAAGGGAUUCGAGUGAAGUGAAGUAUUCGUGUUUGGGUGGGGUGGGGGGGGGGGGUUGUGAUAAAUGCUCGAGAUCUUAGAAAAUGUAUUUAGUUGACGCAAUCGGAGACUCCGCCACCCCCUAGAAAGAGGAAGGGCGUUGAAGUAACGGUUGUCGAAAGCCGUGUAGGUUGUUUUUUUCAUCUCCAUCAUUCCAUUCAGCUUCUAAGUUGAGUUUUUUUUAUUCUUUAUUUUAAACAGAUGAUGCUCCCUGUCCGACAUCAGAGGGCACGCCAAUGUCUGACUCCUCAACAGACAGUCCAAUUAUGGAAACAUGCACCACCCCGCAUCAAAGCGCAGAGGAACAGCCUCAGCUCGGCAGUAGCCUCGCCCCUCAAAAGAGAACAGUGCGGUCACUGAGCUGGGAUACUGGAACCAUGACUCAAACCAGACUACAGAUCCUGUCGUGUGUGAGGAGGGAACGUGAUAUCAUCCUUAAUCAGAUCAGCAGUAGUACUCCAUCCAGUCCCGUCAGUCGGUCCAUGUGACUAGACCGGGGUAGUCACCUUUAGCCUAUGCUCAGGGUGGCUACAUCAGGCCCGGAUGAUAUUAUUUUUCUGUACCUCUAAAUGCAGUUCGGUGUGACGUUUUGUUAAUGCCUGUGUUCAUGAAUUGCUCAAGGAUUAGAAGGAGUAUUUUUUCCCCUCCGUUUUGGGUUUUUUGGUUUCAUUCAGCAACGUAGCCGUUGGAUUUUGGCAUCAAGCUAACACGGUGAAGGUACUUUGCAUGACAGCGGAAGUAACAAGUACUUUACAGGAUGUCACACAUUGAAGAGACCAUCGUAGUUGAGUUAAAAAUUGUACCUUCACGAUGAUUUUUCGAAACAGAAAAGAGAAUUUAACGUUAAUGUUGAAGAGUUUUGUACAGUCUUUGUAUUUUUUCUCAGUGAAGGCCACAAAAUUUGUGAGUACACUCGUCUCCUUUGACCCUUUUUCCUAGCGUGGUUUUUUGUUUCCAUUUUAAUGAAUAUUUUUGGGGAAUUGAUGUAAAAAAGCAUUCGAUGAAUGAUAGAUGUGAUUAAUGUCGAUAAUUCAAUUUCAUAACAAAUAAGAUAUCAGAGUUCCUUCUAUUUUGUCUAAUUUCUUUAUGACAGAAACGUUUUUGUUCGUUCGACAAAUUUGUAAAUAAAAUUAUCAAAUUGAAUUUCUAUCUUAUGUACAAAUGAUUUUUUUUAAGUUGUAACAAAAGAUAUUAAAUUUUUUUGUCAAGAGCAAUAAUAUAUGUUAGCGAUUGUGUACAGAUACAGUCACAGAUACGGAUACAGCCACUAGACUCGCUGUUUUUCACGCUUUAUAUUGAAGAGUUA